Molecule: messenger RNA, 1584 nt
Organism: Marasmius oreades (fairy-ring Marasmius)
Lineage: Eukaryota; Fungi; Basidiomycota; Agaricomycetes; Agaricales; Marasmiaceae
Exons: 6
Coding region: 1-1584 (527 amino acids)
Biological process (GO): cell surface receptor signaling pathway
Molecular function (GO): protein binding
Source: RefSeq, a predicted model, not a curated record
AUGUCCGAUGGGCUUUCUCUCCUCACGACUCUCGUUUCACUUGGUUUAAAACUUCAGCAAGCAAUUGAGAAGGUCAAGGGAAAUAAAGAGGCCCAUCGUGUCCUAGUCCAUCGCAUCAAUACCUCGCUACAACUACUAAAUAGCGAGUAUCCCAAAAUCUCCAGCAAAACCAGUCCCUCGCUCUUACGUUCCAUUAAGAAGUUGAAAUCUGAUCUCGAGUAUGGCUUGGAGAGCUGUUAUAAGCCGGCAGUUCGACCAACGCUAUCGAAUAUGAAGAGUUGGUUCAACAAGGAUUCUAUCGAAGCCGCUCUUAUCGUGGUAGAGAAGCAGAUAGCAGCAUGUUUUCAGGAGUUCACGGCACUGAGUAUCUUGCGUACUGAGCGUAAACUGGGCGACCACAACCUCGAGGUCAACUGCAAACUAGACGAGCUGUUGAGAAGGACGCCUAGACCUAAACCUACGACAUCACCUCUGCCUACGGGAAGGCUGAUUCCUAAGACCCAUAAGCGGGUGCCGUCAGCUGCGCGCUCCGAGAGGUCGGAUGCGUCGUUUGCAAGCUCUAUUUCUAUCCACAAGUCUCAUUCGUCGGAUCGUGUCUAUGCAAGCCCACAUGGUUCGCCUGUUAGGAUCACCUUCCCUCCAAGAAUAUCCCCUUCAUCCAGCACAUCGAGUGCGACCUCGACAAACACUCAUGUUGGUUCUACGCAAGCCCAGCCUUCCUUACUUUCUUUACAAAAACAAGCGGAUCACCUGGACUCUGAAUAUAGAAGACUUCGAUCCCUUAAUUUCCCAUCUGCAGCCGUGAUCGCAGCCCGUAAAGCGGUAGCUAUUCGACGUAUCGUAUGGUCGAUGGAACGGAGUGCCGCGAAUACUGCCGAUCUUGCCAGAUCACUGACUUAUGUGGGACGGAGUCUUCGAAAUCUCUACUGUCCGGACCCACACAUAGGAACUUCACCACGACAUCAUGAAGAGAUUUUGACGGUGUUGACGGAAUGUGUGCGUCUGUACAAGGAUGCCUUUAGGGCUGAUAGCACGUUCAGGUUGGAUUUGGCGAUGGCGUUGUACAAUCUAUCUGUGCGCCACGCUGAUACAUGGACGAAAAAGGCGGCCACACGGUCUGUUGGGAGUAAUCUCAACCUCAACAAGGGAGUUCUUGGUAUCAAAGAUAUGACGGUCGGUACGAGCCUCGCGGCGGCGUUAGAUGCUGCGAACGAAGCUGUCCAUCAUUUCGAGAUUCUCGAGAACGAAGAGCCUGAACUCUAUGGCACAGAGCUGGCAAAUGCCCUCCUCAACCUAUCUUUCAUCUUGACAGACUUGGGGAGGAACGACAGAGCUCUGGGAACGGCGAGGAGAGCGGUUGCUCUUUGUUAUCAGUAUGUCGAGAGUCUAGAGCAUUCUGCCACGUUGAGUUCCGUCUCGGGACAGAACGAGGAACGGAUGAAACGCGACCAGAUACUUCACAAGGCCUUGAUGCGGGUAUCCUGGUGUUUGGAAUAUUUAGGCAGGAGAGAGGAAUCAGCAGAAGCGAUUUUUGAAGCGAAUUCUGUAUUGAAGAAUCAGAAUGCCCUUAUCGGUGCUUCAUGA